AUGGCGAACUGGCACUCCAUCCCCCCGGAAAUCCGGAACAUAAUUCUGGAUCAAGUAUUCCAGACUGGCGCAGCUUGCCGUAACCUGGGCGCCUGCGCAGCAGUAUGUCGUGAAUGGCAGACAUACAUUGAGCCCAGGAACUUCCGCCGGCUCGUCUUAAACCACUCCUGCGUUGCUGAUUUUGGCCGAAUCGUGCAAAAGAGGAAGUGGAUGGUACAGCAUAUCUGGCUGCGCAUCGAGCUUCCAAGAUAUCGCUGCACCACGUGCCGCCUUCCCGAGACGCCCAAGCAGAAGCGAAGAAACAACCAAAUCUUCACAAAGGCUCUAUUUCAGCUUCUGCAAAUCCUUGGCUCCUGGCAAGGUGACUCCAUGAGUAGACUUGGUCCUGAGGAUAAUAUCAGGCCUGUCUUGGAGCUCAGCGUCCACUCCCCGAGCGACAUGAAGCACCGUUUCGACGUCUUCGCCUUGGACAAGGAUGUCUAUCCGCACAAACUUGACGAAAAGUGCACGUCUCAGGAAUUUGACGAUUACGUGAAACGCAAGUUGUGGAAGGAUUUCGACAGAGGACAGGUCUGCAAGGCGGCCGUUGGCAACAUGACAGACAUCGAACACCUGCGCAUGUUUGCGGAAAUCAAACUGGAUCUCGACAGCAUGGGAUCUUUGUUCCUUCCAAGCGUCAAUUGCAUCAAGGCAUUGAUCGUCCGUCGGCAGUAUUAUCGAAGCUUCAAUCCGGGAACGGUUGCCGAGAUUGCCAGGAGCUUUGAUACCAUUGGCAGCUUGGUUUUUGAGCCAAUCACGCGAGAUCCCAACCCUUUCAGCAGAGGUAUGCUCUCUUUCUUUUAUUUUUAUCAUUUCCAAAUUUUCUUUAAUUCGCUUAUACUGACUUAUAAUCAAGCGUUUGAGCAUGGGUAUAAAAUGCUGAUACUCGAGACAUAUCGCGUCAGGAGCCUUUCCAUCUUCCAAGGCUUUUACGGCGGCCAAGUACUACGAAAGCCUUGGAGGAAACUGCCGAGCGAAUUCGGUCUAAUGCUGGCAGACAAGAGCGCGUAUAAGGAACACCUGUCCGUGGCUUUCGCUGUUGAUGCGAUUGCGUUUUUCCAAGACUUCUUGCAACCAGGUAGCCGGAAAUAUCGACCGCAUCUGGACCCAUCACGUCCCGCAGUAGAGUGUGCCCUGAUGGGGCGUCUCUCUAUCCCCGAGCUCCAGCGUAUAUCCGUUAUUAAAUGGGUGGAAGACCUUCAGGGAAAGUUUCAGCAAGAGCUUCUCAAAGCAACAGGUUUUGAGGAUGGGCAAAUCCCCCGCUCAGUCUACCAGCCGCGGUGGCUGUGGCUCAAGACGCUGGCCUUGACGUCCCGUUUUCGCGAUAGAUUCGAUCUAUUCGAGGCCGCGGCUUUUGCUGCUCUUCGGAUGCCUGAGCUCCAGAUAAUGGAGAUCUGGGACGGUAUGGGACUGGAUCUCGUAGAGUUCUUCAGAUAUACCCGCCGCGAAAAUCGGAGAGAUGAACCCCCCACAAUCACAUGGCUGUCGGAUCUCCAAAUUGCCCCUGAACAACGAGUCAUCGCUGCGUGGGAGCGAGUCGCGCGGAUGCACACAAGGACCGAUCAAGGCAUCCGAGUUCUUAUACCAGAGUUCCCGGAUGACGACGAGAAGCCCACGUAUCCGUACGGCACGAUCAGCUACUUGGAACUCCGUGAGAAGAUUGUGCAUCAACUAUCACUGCGCGAGUUCGAAUGGUACUACGAUGACUGGACGCGGCCCGUGGAGCGGCGUGGGGUAGAGGAUGUACGAGAAUUUAAUCCGUAG
This is a messenger RNA of Trichoderma gamsii, 1803 nucleotides long. RefSeq lists its product as hypothetical. The record is from RefSeq and is a predicted model, not a curated record. NCBI's taxonomy places the organism in Eukaryota, Fungi, Ascomycota, Sordariomycetes, Hypocreales, Hypocreaceae. The coding region runs from base 1 to 1803 and encodes 600 amino acids. The transcript has a single exon.